Lagenorhynchus albirostris (white-beaked dolphin) is the source of this 1458-nucleotide messenger RNA. It is a transcript of the gene FOXA1, whose product is annotated as forkhead box A1. The record is from RefSeq and is a predicted model, not a curated record. Gene Ontology annotation, biological process: cell differentiation; anatomical structure morphogenesis; regulation of transcription by RNA polymerase II. Bases 1 to 1401 code for a protein of 466 amino acids. NCBI's taxonomy places the organism in Eukaryota, Metazoa, Chordata, Mammalia, Artiodactyla, Delphinidae. Gene Ontology annotation, molecular function: RNA polymerase II cis-regulatory region sequence-specific DNA binding; transcription factor binding; DNA-binding transcription factor activity, RNA polymerase II-specific. The transcript has 2 exons.
AUGUUAGGGGCUGUGAAGAUGGAAGGGCACGAGAGCAGCGACUGGAACAGCUACUACGCCGACACACAGGAGGCCUACAACUCGGUCCCGGUCAGCAACAUGAACUCGGGCCUGGGCACCAUGAAUUCAAUGAACACGUACAUGACCAUGAACACCAUGACCACGAGCGGGAACAUGACCCCGGCUUCGUUCAACAUGUCCUACGCAAACCCGGGCCUUGGCGCCGGCCUGAGCCCUGGGGCGGUGGCUGGCAUGCCGGGCGGCUCUGCGGGCGCCAUGAACACCAUGACGGCGGGCGUGACGGCCAUGGGGACGACGCUGAGCCCGGGCGGCAUGGGGGCCAUGGGCGCGCAGCCCGCGGCCUCCAUGAACGGCCUGGGCCCCUACGCCGCUGCCAUGAACCCGUGCAUGAGCCCCAUGGCGUACGCGCCGUCCAAUUUGGGGCGCAGCCGGGCUGGUGGCGGCGGAGACGCCAAAACUUUCAAGCGCAGCUACCCACACGCCAAGCCGCCCUACUCGUACAUUUCCCUCAUCACCAUGGCUAUCCAGCAGGCGCCCAGCAAGAUGCUCACGCUGAGCGAGAUCUAUCAGUGGAUCAUGGACCUCUUCCCCUAUUACCGGCAGAACCAGCAGCGCUGGCAGAACUCCAUCCGCCACUCGCUCUCCUUCAACGACUGCUUCGUCAAAGUGGCCCGCUCCCCGGACAAGCCGGGCAAGGGUUCCUACUGGACGCUGCACCCGGACUCCGGCAACAUGUUCGAGAACGGCUGUUACUUGCGCCGCCAGAAGCGCUUCAAGUGCGAGAAGCAGCCAGGCACCGGGGUCGGCAGCGGCGGCGGCGCCAAGGGCGGCCCUGAGAGCCGUAAGGACCCCUCGAGCGCUGCCAACCCCAGCGCCGACUCGCCCCUUCGUCGGGGCGUGCACAGUAAGGCCGGCCAGCUAGAGGGCGCGCCGGCCCCCGGGCCCGCUGCCAGCCCCCAGACUCUGGACCACAGCGGGGCGGCGGCGACAGGGGGCGCCUCGGAGUUGAAGACUCCGGCCUCCUCGGCUGCACCUCCGAUCAGCUCCGGGCCUGGGGCGCUGGUAUCUGUGCCCCCCUCCCACCCGGCGCAUGGCCUGGCACCCCACGAGUCCCAGCUGCACCUGAAAGGGGACCCUCACUACUCCUUCAACCACCCUUUCUCUAUCAACAACCUCAUGUCCUCCUCGGAGCAGCAGCACAAGCUGGACUUCAAGUCAUACGAGCAGGCACUACAGUACUCGCCCUAUGGCACCGCAUUGCCCGCCAGCCUACCCCUCGGCAGCGCCUCGGUGGCCACGAGGAGCCCCAUUGAGCCCUCAGCCCUGGAGCCAGCCUACUACCAAGGUGUGUAUUCCAGACCCGUUCUAAACACUUCUUAGCUCCCUGGGACUGGGGGUUUGUCUGGCAUGGCCAUGCUGGUAACAGGAGAGAGAGAG